Rhopalosiphum padi (bird cherry-oat aphid) is the source of this 883-nucleotide messenger RNA. RefSeq names its product elongin-B-like. Gene Ontology annotation, biological process: transcription elongation by RNA polymerase II. Gene Ontology annotation, cellular component: elongin complex; VCB complex. The record is from RefSeq and is a predicted model, not a curated record. NCBI's taxonomy places the organism in Eukaryota, Metazoa, Arthropoda, Insecta, Hemiptera, Aphididae. Bases 274 to 639 code for a protein of 121 amino acids. The transcript is spliced from 5 exons.
UGUAUCACUGAACAUAAUAUUCAUAUCUCCGUACUCCGUAUAAGCGUGUGUCCGUAUAAUGUGUCAAUGACAAUGUGGUUGGCAGCCAUUAUAGGUAUUAAAUACAUUUAAUCGUAAUAAAUGGUUUUCGUGUAUAAAAACCAGUAGGUACUUGAUGUAAUCCAGAGGUUAGAUUAAUCGAAUUCAUAAUUUGUAAAUCGCAGUGGGUAUAGAUAGAUAGUGGAAAGAAGAAGAUAUCAUUCGCUAUCAAAAUAUUUUAAAUUUCAAUUCAAUAUGGAUUUAGAUGGCAAGGAAACUUAUUUAUCAAUUCACCGAAAAAAUCUAACCAUAAGUACGGAUGUUAAAAACGACAUACUGGUUAAUGAACUAAAACGAAUCAUUGGAAGUAUUAUUAAACAACUUCCUAAAGAUCUACAACUUCACUAUGAAGACGAGAUUAUGGAUGGGACAAAACCUUUGUCGUAUUAUGAUUUGAGUGAUGAUAUCCAAAAUCCAAUGCUUAUUGGUUUAUCAUUGAAUUUUUGUAGGAUGCCGAAUGGAGAAUUUGAGCCCUUAGAAAUAACUCCAUAUUCAUCACCGUCAUCAGAUUUCGACGAUCUUAUAUUUUCAGAAGACGAAGAAACUUUUGAAAUUAAUUAAUGGUCAAGUAAACCAACCAAGUAAACAACAAACACCAUUUUCAAUAAUCAGUUUUCAAGAAUUUAUUUUUUUUUUGUUAAAUAAUAUACAUUAUACAAAUUUAUUUAUAAUCAAUUAACAUGUAAUAAUGGUAUAUUAAAAUGGUAACAUAAACAUUCAAUUAGUUAAAAAUAUAGCACGUCAUUAAAUGUAUACAUUGAAAUAUACCUAAUUGUUGAAAUAAUUAAAGAUAAUAUAGAAUAUA